AUGCGCCGUGAAACGCCGUCGUUGCCAGCACCGCCACCCACGGUGUUGGCACUUGGGUUCAGGUUCCACCCCACGGACGAAGAGCUUGUCAUAUACUACCUUAAACACAAGGUUUGCGGCGAACCCUUUCGAAACAAUGCUAUUUCCGAGGUCGACAUCUACAAGAGCGAGCCUUGGGACCUCGCAGGUUAUAUCCUUGUUUUUGUAUUGGUUUUUCAUAGUGGCCGAGCCCAGGGUGGAUUGAGGACCAAUUGGGUGAUGCAUGAGUAUAGGCUUGUAGAUGAAGAAUUGGAGAAAGCUCGGGCUGGGGCUACUAUACAGGAUUCAUAUGUGCUGUGUCGGGUAUUUCUUAAGAAUAAUAUUGGACCACCGAAUAGCCACCGAUAUGCUCCUUUUAUUGAGGAGGAAUGGGAUGAUAGUGCACCGGUUUUGCUUCUGGGGGAACAGGCUGGGAAGGAAGUGGUAGCCGUCCACAAUCCAUUUGAUGUAGAGGCUGGCUAUGAUGCACAUGCUGAAGAGGUUGGUCAUGAUGAAUGUGAUGAGGAUGCUGGCAAUGUUAUAUAUGCUGAAGAGAAUGGCCGUUACGAAUAUGUCGAGAAUGGUUAUGUUGAAUGCGUUGAAGGGAAUAAUUUUGAGCAGGAUACUCAGUCCAUUAACGGGGCUCCUCUUAGUGCUAGUGAAGUACCAAGAGAGAAUCAAAAUGCUCUGGUCGUCUGCAAGAGUGAGAGAAUGGAUGAUUAUCCUUCGCCGUGCUUGGCUAAUCCAAGACCCAGCCCACUAUUAAGGUAUAAAAAAAGGCGUAAUAAUGAAUUGAACUCUAACCAUUCAAAUGGUUUAGAGACUUCAACUAGGACAAGUCAGGAUCAUUGCUCAUCUACAACAACCACCACCACCGCACCUGCAACAAGAAGGAAUUUCCUUUCUAAACUCGAGGAAUGUUUUCUAUUAGAAUAUAUUGAACCCAAAGAUAGUCUUUCGGUUUCUCCUCUGUUUGAUAUUGCUAAUCUUGAUUCGUCCGUGCCUCCUAGCUGCUUGAAAUUCAUACAAGAUCUGCGAAAUGAGAUACAUAAAAUUUCAGUAGAAAGGGAGACAUUGAAGUCUGAACUGAGGAGUGCCCAAACCGUGUUUAACAUUCUUCAAUGUCGAAUUGAUCUUCUGAACAAGGAAAAUGAGGACUUGAAGAGGAGUGCCCAAGAUGUCAAGUGACUGGUAGGCGUAUGUUAUGUGAGUUUUGCAGCCCUUGGUGGGCUUUUCCCUCUCACAUCAGUUGAUCUGGGAUCAUGUAUUCUAGGGUCAGGAACUUUUUACUGUUGUUUGAACAUUUGUUUGUAAGAAUGUCAAACUGUAAUGUUGUAUCGGCUAUCGAAGCCUUUGUUCUGAAAAAUAGGUAAUGUAUGAAU
This is a messenger RNA of Quercus lobata, 1400 nucleotides long. RefSeq names its product NAC domain containing protein 52-like. Gene Ontology annotation, biological process: regulation of DNA-templated transcription. The transcript has 4 exons. The coding region runs from base 1 to 1206 and encodes 401 amino acids. Lineage: Eukaryota; Viridiplantae; Streptophyta; Magnoliopsida; Fagales; Fagaceae. The record is from RefSeq and is a predicted model, not a curated record. Gene Ontology annotation, molecular function: DNA binding.